Adineta ricciae is the source of this 2214-nucleotide messenger RNA. The record is from the annotation of a GenBank genome assembly. Lineage: Eukaryota; Metazoa; Rotifera; Eurotatoria; Adinetida; Adinetidae.
AUGCCUUUUGGUAUCUCUGGAGCACCAGCUAUCUUCCAACGAUUGAUCGACCAAGUUAUUCUAGAUAUCCCACACUGUGUUGCAUAUCUUGACGAUUUGUUAAUUACCGGUCCUACUGAGGCUACACAUCUUCAUACAUUGGAUCAAGUUUUAAACAAACUUGCUGAUUACGGAUUCACCUGCAAUCCCGCUAAAUGUGUCUUCUUUCAAGAUUCGGUGUCAUAUUUAGGUUUCCGUAUCGAUAAACACGGCAAAACUCCUGAUCCAACUCGCGUUGAUGCCAUUACCCGUAUGCCUCCACCAAAAAAUGUGAAAGAAUUAGAAGCGUUUGUUGGUAAAAUAAAUUAUUAUCGACAAUUCAUCUCAAAUUUCUCUGCAAAAUGCAAAGUUUUUAAUUUACUUCGCAAGAAAAAUGCUCGUUGGAAUUGGACCAUGGAAUGCCAAACCGCAUUUACAAAUCUCUUAGAUGAAAUUUCUACCGCAACAACUUUAGUUCAUUUCGAUGAUCAGUUACCGAUUAUUCUCGCUACUGAUGCCUCCGAUUACGGUAUUGGCGCUGUUAUUAUGCAUCGAUAUCCACAUGGUUUAGAAAAGCCGAUUGCUUUUGCUUCGAAAACCCUCACCGAUGUAGAAACGAAGUAUAGUCAAAUUGAAAAAGAAGGUUUAUCCAUUAUAUUUGGUGUUAAAAAAUUUCAUCAGUAUCUCGCCGGUCGUUCAUUCGAAUUAGUCACCGACCAUCGACCUCUCUUAUCGAUUUUCAAUCCUGCUAAAGGUAUUCCAACCACCACGGCCAAUCGCUUACAGCGUUGGGCGUUAUUUCUGAUGGGUUACAAUUAUGUUAUUCAUUUCAAACCAACUGCACAUCAUGCUAAUGCCGAUGCACUUUCCCGUUUGCCCAUUCCCGAUGAUCAUUCAUUCGUUGACACUGAUUCUUUACAGGUUAAUUUUCUUCACCAUGAAACUAGUGAAGCUUGGCUUCUGACACCUUCAAGCAUAGCCAAUGCUACUUCUACUGAUUCCAUUCUCAAACAUGUCAAACAAUUCAUUCAAUCAUCAUGGCCUUCUUCGUUCUCCAAAAAACGAAAUCCUGAACUAGUGCCGUACUUUACAAAUCGUGUUUCGCUGUCGAUGAUGAAUGAUUGUAUCAUGAAACAGAAUCAAGUUGUGAUUCCUUCUCAAUUACAGAAACAAGUUCUUCGUUUACUGCAUAAAGAUCAUCUGGGCAUUGUUAAAAUGAAACAAGUAGCUCGCGAAUACUGCUGGUGGCCUUCGAUUAACCUCGAUAUUAAACAACUUACUCAAUCAUGUGAUGUAUGUCGCAGAUUUCAAACCCUCCCAAGACCACAAUUUCAGCCUUGGGAUGAACCUCACGCGAAUUGGUCUCGCAUUCAUGUCGAUUUCGCUGGUCCCUUUUGGAAUUCAAAAUGGCUCGUCAUUGUCGAUGCCAAAUCCAAAUAUCCGUUUGUAAUUGACAUGCAGCAUGAUACUACCGCCAGUCACUUGAUACACGCACUUGAACAAGUGUUCGAUUUCGUCGGUCCGCCAGCGACUUUGGUUUCUGAUAACGGUCCACCGUUUACCAGUUUUCAAAUGUCAAAAUUUUACGAGAAAUAUGGUAUUUCUCACACUACUACUGCUCCAUAUCAUCCGGUCAGCAACGGUUUAGCCGAACGCUUUGUUCGAAGUUUCAAGGACGGUAUGUUAAAACAACAAAAUUCGGGUUGUUCGAACAAAUUUCUCGCUUUACGCAAUGUAUUACGUUCCUAUCGUUGGUCUCCACACACUUCCACCAAUUCAUCUCCAGCAAAUUUAUUCUUUCAACAUUCGAUUCGUACGGCGUUUGAUGUGAUGAAGCCCGUUUCGUCAGAAAACUCGUCUUCAUCCGAACCGAAAUUCUCUCCUGGUCAAUUGGUGUGGACAGUAACAUAUCAACAGCAUCGUCGUUCACAAUGGAACACUGCAAUUGUUGUUAAACCUGUUGGUUCGAUGUUAUAUCAUGUUCGACUAUCCAAUGGUGACAUAUGCAAACGUCAUCAGAACCAACUACGCUUAUAUUAUUCUUCUGACAAGGUUCCUUCCACUUCUAGUCUAAUUAGUGAUUUAGCGUUGCCUGCAUCGCAGACUCCGUCAUUGGCAUCUGAUCGUUCGCCAUCUUCUACAUCACAUUAUCCUCAACGCAUCCGGCGUCCGCCUGAUCGAUAUUCACCGUCAUAG